Eleginops maclovinus (Patagonian blennie) is the source of this 1231-nucleotide messenger RNA. RefSeq names its product interferon gamma-like. The record is from RefSeq and is a predicted model, not a curated record. Gene Ontology annotation, biological process: immune response. Gene Ontology annotation, molecular function: type II interferon receptor binding. NCBI's taxonomy places the organism in Eukaryota, Metazoa, Chordata, Actinopteri, Perciformes, Eleginopidae. Bases 118 to 708 code for a protein of 196 amino acids. The transcript is spliced from 4 exons. Gene Ontology annotation, cellular component: extracellular region.
AGGUUUUCAUCACAGGAGACUCAGUUACAGCUGGCUUUGUGGCGACAGACACAUCAAGUGGAGGCACAACUCUGUAACGAAUUGAACCCUCUAGUCUCCUUACUAAUCACUGAUACGAUGGUGGUGUUGGCCAGGGCGGUGGUUUGUUUGUGUCUUUGCUUCUCUCUCUGCCACGUUCGAGGCAACUACAUCCCUGGCAAGAUGAACGAAAUCAUCAUGAACCUCCUGCAGCACUACAACAUACCAGAAAGCGAGAGAUAUAACGGGGAGCCCAUCUUCGUCAAAGAUUCGAUUCCCAGGAACAUGGAGGAAAAGAAGGUGUUUAUGAGAGGCGUUUUGGACGCGUACGACAGUUUGUUCAACCAGAUGUUGAAGGAACUGCCCACCCCGAUCCCCCACACUACCGGGAGCAAUAAUCUUCCCGCGGUCGCCGGUGGUGAGGGUGGUGAGGGCAAAGACGUCCGGACGGGGCUGAACGUCCUCCAUAAGAUGGUCAAGGAUCUGAUCAAAAAUGGGUACCAAAAGCAUGAGCAGCUUCUGAAGAGCCUGAAAAAUAUCCAUCAUCUCAAGAUGGAUAACCGUACUGUCCAGAGCAAAGCCUUGGGGGAGCUGGUGUGGUUGUACGACGAGGCAAGUGAAAUAAACGACACCAAGAGGAGGCGGCGACGAGGGAGCGCAAGGAAGGGCAAAACUCACAGUAGAGGCUGAGACACACAGGAACAUUUCAUUUAAAAUGGAUAAAUUAACAUGUAAAUUGUUCAAAUAUACAAGUAUGAUAGAGUAUUUUAAAUAUUUAUUUAUGAAUACAGAAAUAUUUUUCACGCUGAUUUAAACCUAAAAGAUAUUGUGAUUUCAGUAAAAAAACAAAAGACUGAGGUACUUGAAAGAAGAGGGAGAUUUCAUUCUUUGAUCUAAUUUAAUAAUUAGUACAUACUCACAAUCUCAGUCAAUUAUGACCUGGAAAUACUUGAUUUCUUGACUUUAACUUAUUUAAAAGAACUGCAGAUGUAAUGUUUAGACAGAUUGAAUUGUUAUAUGUUUUAUUGUCAGUGGCUCAGGUAUUUAAAAUGUGGUACACCAACGUACUCACAUACUUGGAGUAUGCUCUUUUGUACGUUUCUACAUAUAUGUUUUGUAUUUAAAGUGUUAAUUUAAUAACCAAGCUGAUAAUUUAUUUAUUUAAGUUAUAAAUUGGCAUGAAAUGUAACUGAAUAAAACUGAAUGAACAUUU